AUGGAGCUCAAUAAGCCUGACAUCAAACCCACUCAGUCAUUGGGGUAUUUAGUCUUCGAUAUGAAUCAAAUCAAGAAGAUUCAGUUAAAAAUCGGGUCCGAUUUAGAAUUACAAGAUAAUCACAAGCAGCUUUCUUUUUCAUUUAGAGAUCAAAUUAUUGUCAAAAAUAUCAAAGAAACAUUUAAUAAUAGCGGAAUCUAUAAAAUUUCCAAGAAUGAUAUUGUAAAAAUUGGUCGUAACCCAAUGAAUAAUAAUCUCAUUCUUGAAAAUGAGAUCCUCGUGUCAAAAUCACAUUGCGCUAUCUGGCCAAUACAAUUCGAAGAAAAUUCUGCCCCGUUGAUUUACCUCAAAGAUACUAGUUUAAAUGGAGUAUACGUUAAUGACCAACUUGUUGGAAAGAAUGAAAUCGUAUUAUUGGAGGAUGGCGACACUAUAGAAAUCAAGUUAGUGAUAAAAUUUGUCUUGAGAUACAGAACUUAUUUCAAGAACUUGAUAGAACUGCAAUCAAAUGUUAUCGAUAUUCAACCAGUAUCAUCAAAGUGGAAUAUAUCCAAUAGAUUAGUAGGGUGUGGCACCUUUGGUAGUGUGUUUAUCGCCAAAAAUAUUGAUAAAAUGUCUUUGACAAAGACCUGUGCCGUGAAAGUUAUUAAGGCGUCUAAUAUGGAAGUUCAAAUCAGAGAAGCCGAAUUAUUAAGUAGCUUGAACCAUCCUAACAUUAUCAAGAUAUUUGAAUGUCAUUAUGAGAAUGGCAAAAUAUACCUUUUCGAAGAAUUGAUAUGUGGUGGUGAUUUAUUUUCUUAUUUAGCAAGAGGCGAACACUUAAAAGCUUUAAGUGAGCCAGAUUGUGCAAUAAUAAUGUAUCAAAUUCUUCAAGCUGUUGGAUACCUUCACUCCAAUGGUAUUGUACACAGGGAUUUGAAAUUGGAUAAUAUCCUUCUCACUUCACCAGAAUCCUUGAGUAAAAUUGUUCUCACUGAUUUUGGCACAGCUUUUAAAUAUGAUGAUCGCUACAAAAGAAUGAAAACCGUGGUAGGAACUUGCGAGUACACUGCUCCUGAGGUCGGAUUAUUGAAUAGUUCAGAUAAUUAUGGAGCACCUAACUCUCAAACUGGAUAUACCAGUAAAUGUGAUAUGUGGUCUAUUGGGGUAAUUUUGCACAUUAUUCUUAGCGGAAUUUCCCCAUUUUACAUGGAUGGCGAAGAACGCAAUAUCAUUAAAGCUUCAAGAAAUUGUCAUUUGGAUUUUGGAAAACGUCAAUGGAAAAAAGUCAGUCUUGAUGCUCAAGAUUUAAUAAAACAUUUAUUAGUAUUGGAUCAAGUACAGCGUUUUGAUUGUGAAGAUUGUUUAAAUCAUAGUUGGUUAGAUUAUUACCGUGAAUUGUUGGAUAUGAUUUAUCGCAGCAAGAUCCUAAGGAAUUGA
Saccharomycopsis crataegensis is the source of this 1419-nucleotide messenger RNA. Its product is annotated as serine/threonine protein kinase MEK1. The transcript has 3 exons. The record is from RefSeq and is a predicted model, not a curated record. NCBI's taxonomy places the organism in Eukaryota, Fungi, Ascomycota, Saccharomycetes, Ascoideales, Saccharomycopsidaceae. Gene Ontology annotation, molecular function: ATP binding; protein binding; protein kinase activity. Bases 1 to 1419 code for a protein of 472 amino acids. Gene Ontology annotation, biological process: protein phosphorylation.